Molecule: messenger RNA, 450 nt
Organism: Macrosiphum euphorbiae (potato aphid)
Lineage: Eukaryota; Metazoa; Arthropoda; Insecta; Hemiptera; Aphididae
Source: the annotation of a GenBank genome assembly
AUGCCUAGUCAAUAUUUUGAUGUCAGUUCACUGGAAAUCCCAGAUUCAAUUAAGACUCAAUUGGCUGAUCCACACUUCAACAUUCCUGGUCAAAUAGAUGUGUUGCUCGGUGCUGAAGUAUCUUAUAGCAUUUUUAGUGGACAGCGAUAUCCGUUGUCAGAUUGUGCAAUUCUGCGUCGCACUACUUUAGGGUGGGUAUUAGCUGGGAAGACCUUUCUGUCAUCAGCUCAUGUCAAUAACGAAUCACCAUCACAUCAUCCCAAUAUCAAUUCAGCGUUAGCCUUACUAAGCACUAAAUCUGAAACACUCCGACAAGAGGAGGCUGAAGUUGAAAGGCAUUUCUUAAGAACUGUUUGUCGUGAUGAGAAUGGUAGAUUUGUUGUGCGAUUACCGCUUCGUCAACCUAUUGAUGAGCUUGGCGAUUCUCGUUGUAUGGCUGUAAACGCUUAG